This is a messenger RNA of Notechis scutatus (mainland tiger snake), 516 nucleotides long. NCBI's taxonomy places the organism in Eukaryota, Metazoa, Chordata, Lepidosauria, Squamata, Elapidae. The record is from RefSeq and is a predicted model, not a curated record.
UCCUGGAUCGAGUGCAUGAUGGAGGAAAGCACCAGGUUCUCAAAAAUUCAAGCCUGGAACUUCAGGAGCCUCCGAUACCAGGAAGCUGAAGGUCCCCGAGGACUUUGCAGCCAACUCCACAACGUUUGUAGGCAAUGGCUGAGUCCAGAAAAGCACACCAAAGCCCAGAUGCUGGACCUGGUUGUUCUGGAGCAGCUCCUGUUCCUUCUACCCCCAGAGAUGGAGAGUUGGGUGCGGGAAUGUGGAGCAGAGACCAGUUCCCAGGCGGUGGCCCUGGCGGAAGGCUUCCUCCUGAGCCAGGCGGAGGAACAGAAGGAGCAGGUUGAGUUGGAGUGCUGCACUGUGGAGAUGAGAGAUACUGAGGGAAAGAAGAAUUCAUCAAAUCCCCCUCAGGAGCUAUUUUUCAGGAGGAUCCCUUGGGAAGACCAAAGUCGGGACACCUCAGGAGAGAAACAAAGAAUGAAGUUUUCUGGUUUUUCUGAUGAAGCUCAAAGACUGGUUGAACCUCCAAAUCAA